Messenger RNA from Toxorhynchites rutilus septentrionalis, 1564 nucleotides. RefSeq lists its product as uncharacterized. NCBI's taxonomy places the organism in Eukaryota, Metazoa, Arthropoda, Insecta, Diptera, Culicidae. Gene Ontology annotation, biological process: DNA integration. The transcript has 2 exons. The record is from RefSeq and is a predicted model, not a curated record. Bases 112 to 1176 code for a protein of 354 amino acids. Gene Ontology annotation, molecular function: nucleic acid binding.
GCCGAGAUACGUCGACGAUUCUACAUUCCCAAAAUACGAACGUGCGUUGCGAAGAUCAUUGGGAGUUGCCAAUCGUGUAAAGUAAGGAAGACUAAACCGCAAACACCUAGGAUGGCACCACUCCCUGUUGAGAGAAUAACACCAUUCGUACGACCCUUCAGCUAUGUAGGGAUUGAUUAUUUUGGCCCUAUUGAGGUGGUGGUUGGUAGGCACCUGGAAAAAAGGUGGAUAGUCCUCUUCACAUGUUUUUCAGUACGCGCAGUUCAUUUAGAAGUGGCAUACAAGCUAGAUACUGCAUCGUGCAUAAUGGCUAUUCGACGAUUUGUGCUACGGCGAGGACCUCCAAUCACCAUCUUUUCAGAUAACGGGUCUAACCUCAAGGCGGCCAACAAGGAGCUCCAAGAGCAGAUAAAACGAAUAGAUUUGGCCUCCGCGAACGUGUUCACCAACGCUCGUACAAGUUGGAGAUUCUCGCCACCCUCUGCGCCUAACAUGGGGGGCGUUUGGGAGCGCAUGGUGCGCUCCGUUAAGCAGGUGAUGUCGGAACUGAACGUCGGAAGAAGGAUGAACGAUGAGAUUUUGUUGACAGUGAUUGCUGAGGCAGAGGAAAUAGUCAACUCGAGACCUCUAGUGUAUACGUCUCAGGACUCGGAGUCUGCAGAAACACUUACACCCAACAGUUACCUCAGAGGAAUUACGUCGUGCUUACAAAAUCCUGCCAUCCCUCCAACGGACCAAGCGGAAGCUCUUCGGAACUCGUACAAGCGCUCGCAGUUCAUUGCUGAUGGACUCUGGGAAAGAUGGAUCAAGGAAUAUUUGCCUACUCUGAACUAUCGCAGUAAGUGGUUAGAAGAGCAUAAACCCUUAGAACCAGGGGAUCUCGUAUUCAUCGUUGACGAUCAUGGAAGGAAUGGAUGGAUACGCGGUAAAAUUGAAACAGUCAUCAUCGGUAAAGACAAACGGAUCAGGCAGGCUAUGGUACGUACAGCACAAGGUCUAUAUCGUCGUCCAGUGAACAAGCUGGCAGUGAUUGAGGUGGCAUCUUCUUGUAAAUCUGUUCCUGAAGCUAGUUCCGGACAAGGUUUACGGGCCGGGGAACUGUUACAACCACUGGGCACUAACGACGGUCGGCUUACCGAUGUGAUGCGAGGAACCUUGCGCCGAAAUGUCAACUGAUUCAAUGACUGACAGAUGCGGACAGAGAGAGAGAGGAAUUGUUAUAUUAAAAAGUGACAUGCAAAAUAAGAAACGUGCUUACUAAAUCUAAAGUUAUCUUUCCUAAAAUUAUAUGCGAUAUCUUCUUAAAACUAGCUUACAAUAACCUUAUCCUAUUGAUUAUAUUUAAACCUACUGCUGAACAUUGAAAUUGCUAUACAACUAGCAUAAACUGAAUUAUUCAGCACAUUCAUUAUCGCGGUCGCAGGAUUUGACCAUUGUUCGGUGCACUUGAUGGGCUGAAACUAAUUUUGUAAGUCUUGAAAUAUGAUGCUGUUUGUUCAUUUCAAAUAAAAAUAUUAUUUACAGUUUGAGCUGAUUAAACCAAAACGAGCUGCUACAAAAUUUA